ACAGUACCUCUCAGGCGGGGACGACUGGCGGUGGUACUACGACACCGAUCGAGGAGGCGACCCUUCCCGAAAUGAAUACAACAGAUGCAGAUACUACAACACGACCCGCAGACAGUACAUCUCAGUUUGGGACGGCCAGCGGUGUUACUACGACAGCGGUCGCGGAGGCCACCACUGCCGUGGCGGACACGACAACGACAGGUGCCGUCACUACAACACCGCCCGCAGACAGUACCUCUCAGGCGGGGACGACUGGCGGUGGUACUACGACACCGAUCGAGGAGGCGACCCUUCCCGAAAUGAAUACAACAGAUGCAGAUACUACAACACGACCCGCAGACAGUACAUCUCAGUUUGGGACGACCAGCGGUGUUACUACGACAGCGGUCGCGGAGGCCACCACUGCCGUGGCGGACACGACGGUUGCCAUUACAACAGCACCUCCUGGUGACAGCACAUCUCAGGUAGGAGCGAUUGGUGGCGCUACGACGACAGCGGCCGAGGAGGCCACCACUCUCGUGAUGGAGGCGACAGGUGCCGUCACUACAACACCGCCCGCUGACAGUACCUCUCAGGCGGGGACGAUUGGCGGUGGUACUACGACACCGAUCGAGGAGGCGACCCUUCCCGAAAUGAAUACAACAGAUGCAGAUACUACAACACGACCCGCAGACAGUACAUCUCAGUUUGGGACGACCAGCGGUGUUACUACGACAGCGGUCGCGGAGGCCACCACUGCCGUGGCGGACACGACGGUUGCCAGUACACUGCACCUCCUGGUGACAGCACAUCUCAGGUAG
This is a messenger RNA of Prorocentrum cordatum, 800 nucleotides long. The record is from the annotation of a GenBank genome assembly. Lineage: Eukaryota; Dinophyceae; Prorocentrales; Prorocentraceae.